AUGUCAGAAGCCAUAGACUCGAAUGAAUCUCCCUCAUCGGUAAAGGUCGUUCACCAGGAUCCUCGGUUGAUAACGCACCUUACUCCCAGACAAGAAGAGAAGCUCCGAUCAUACCUCGAUGAGAAGCUAUCAAAUUUGGAGAGCGACGAGCGGACUCACAAGUUGGGACCUCUGCCAAGAUUGUUAUCCAGACUAUCGCCCCUGCUUCAGGUAAUCCUCCAAAUUCCCCCCUUCUACCCCUUCGGAUCAUUACGCACCUCAUACCUCCUUACUCUCACUUCUGUGAUACCGAUAUAUAUCACUUCCUUACCCCUCCUAUCCUCCGGACACCGUACGAAAGAUGAGGCGCAGGACGAAGCGUCCUGUGUGAUUCGGGAUGUACUGGAUUUGUUGAAGGAAUUGGAGAAAGGUUGGUUAGCUGUCCUGAAAGGUGAUGGGUGGAUACCCCCUCACAGUACCGGGGGAACACAGAUGGAUGUAACGAUUGGUGGAAAAGCUGUAAAAGUUGAUGAUGAGAGUAAAUCUCAAGUGGCUAUAACUGAAAAGAUCCGAUUGAAAUCAAUUAUACUCUCAUCACGAGCUAGGGUGUUAGCGUGGGCAAGACCAUAUGGGAAUUUCGACAAGUCUGGAUCAGCUUUACCGAACGAAUCAGAUGGUACGACACCAAUACCUGAAAUGCAGGAGGAUGUCGUCGUAGCGACAAAUUCGGGCGGAUGGGAAGAAGAAAUAUUAUCGAUGUGGGAUCAAUUACAGGAUGUUUUAUCUCAUGAUUUGAGUCAAUCACAUGUUCCGAUAGGAAGAAAAGUCGGCAACUCUGCUGGUGGUUGA
Kwoniella mangroviensis CBS 8507 is the source of this 828-nucleotide messenger RNA. RefSeq lists its product as uncharacterized. Bases 1 to 828 code for a protein of 275 amino acids. The record is from RefSeq and is a predicted model, not a curated record. The transcript is spliced from 3 exons. Lineage: Eukaryota; Fungi; Basidiomycota; Tremellomycetes; Tremellales; Cryptococcaceae.